ACACGAAACAGUAAAACUUCACCAUCUGAAGAAACCAAACUAAGACUAAAGAUUACACGUUUCAUUGCAACAUAAAUCAUCCUGUUUUCGCCCUAAUUGAUUUGUUCAGAGUAUUUUCCAUUGAUAAUUCAAAUAUACUAUCGAUUGAUAAAGUUUUCGCUCGUGAUCCGUAUUUUACAAAGUAUGAUAAAUCUCAAAUGAGUCAGAUUUAACUACAAUGUUGCCUUAAACACGUUAUAGUCUUCAUUAUACAAACAUCUUCUUUGUAUUUACCUGAGCCAGACAAAAAUCAAUGGAUAAAAUUAAACUCGUUCCGAGACAAUUUUAAAUCCAUUUAUGAAAAACUUAAAGUUUGAUGUUUUUCAUAAAAUUUCAUCAAUCGGUUAAUAUAUGUUUUAAUCAAGUAAAAGAGUGAUUUACACCUUGACUAUUAUGGCGAUUAAGUUUCCGUCUUACAGAAGAAAGGUUGCGUUGAUAUUGGCAAUCAUAGAGUGCUUCGUGUUCGCCGGCACUAUCUUCGGGUGGAACUCGCUUACCCACGUGUUCCAGUCGCAGGGCUAUUUCAAAUCAGAUGCCGACUAUAACUACAUUUCCCAACAUCCUCUCAACUCAUCUUCGUCUCAUUCAACGGACGACCAACCCCACCCAACUCACCUCCCCCACAAAACUCUUGUGACAUAUGUGGAUGAGGAGCAAGACAGGAUGUUUAACCUGGUCUUCAUCUGGGCUCUGUUCUUCUUAAAUGCAUCCACUAUGGGCACUGGGUGGCUGUUUGAUGAAUACGGAACACGGAGGUCCAAAAUUGUGCUCAUAAUAUGUCUUGCCUUUGGCUACAUCUUAUUCGGUCUCAGCUCAACAGAAACUCCUUGGCUUCUGUUUCCUGCUUCUGUGAUUGUAUCUGUCUGUGGAAAUGGACUCAUGAUCACAAACGUCCACAUUGGCAACAUGUUCAUCCAACGCCGUUCUCUUGUCAUUUCUCUCCUCUACGGAUUUUUCGACUCCUCUGGAUCAGUUGCCCACAUUGUGAAUAUCCUGUUCGACUGGGGAAUCUCAACCAGGGUCAUAUUCUACGCGUGGGCUGCCAGUUGUGGCUUUCUGUUGAUUAAUACCCUGAAGAUACUUCCAGCUGGAAAGAUAUCCUGGCCACCCCCCAAGGAGUUUUUGGAUGUGACUGAAUUGAGCCGACAGUCAUCUGGGUCGAAACAGAAGAACAAAUCGAAAUCAGGAGGAGCCCAUUCCAAUAAUCAGAACAGGAAUACACAUCAUGGUAGCUCAAACAGGAAUAACUUACAGGUGCCGACACUGUCCAAAGCACAGUCUUACAACUUCAGCAUGAUGCUGGUAACAGAAGACCCCAGAUUCAAAUCAUACGCAGACGAUGUCAACGCCAAUGGUACUAUUGCAAUACAGACUGACAAUUUCGGAAGGGCAUCUGCCAGUAAUGUUAAUCUUCAACUGGCACUGAGGGAAAAUAGACCCGCUGGCUUAUCAAAUGGAUCCAUUAAUGCAAAUCUUAACGCAGAACCCUGUCCCCGUCUAUCGAGUAUUUUCUGCAGCAGCACUUUCAUCUUCCAAGUGGUGUGGUUCCUGUCUCUCUCCUUCAUCUGCAACUUCUACAUUGGCACAUACUACUUCUGGGUCAAACACCUCACAGCACAGAACCAACACUACUCCUUAUACUAUGAUGAACACGUGGAGAAAUACACAUCUGCGUUCCAGUAUGCCCUGCUCACUGGUUUUCUCUGGUGUCCUAUAGCUGGACUAGUCAUGGACAGACACAGAAAAGACGACAAAAUGUUCACUCGCGAGGAGGAAAUGGAGUACGUGGUGUUCCCUCUUUUCUUGACCUCUAUCCUGGCCCUCGUAUUCCAGGGUUCCCUGCUGUUGGGGGGAUUGUGGAUGCCCGUACUGUAUGUAUCUACCGUGCUCAUGGCUACUAUGCGAGGCUUCCUCUACACUUUAGGGGGCGCGUAUUUCCUUCUAGUAUUUCCCACUAAGUUCUUUGGCAAAUUGGUGGGCGCGGAAGUGCUGAUAUCUUCAUUCACUGUGUUUGGCCAGUACUUCUUGCAGAAUUUCGUCAGAGACAAACUGGCUGGCGAUCCAUUUUUGGUACAUCUGUUCCUGGUGCUGCUGGCAGUGAUCUCUUUUAUCCACCCAUUGAAUCUAUUCUGUCUCAAUUUCCACAGGAAGCAGAAGAAGAAAUGGCAGCAGAGAAGAUUGGCUCAUCUUCAGAGUGACGAACGGGUCAUAUACGCCUGAUAUAUUUAACUAACAUAUGAAUUCACAUGGUGACCGGCAAAAAAAACGACAGCCGUUAGGACGACAAUCGUUUGUGAUGGUACGACUUUAAGACGAUGCUACACACAAUUCUCCUUAUUCUAAUUCUGAGAAUUUUAAACCGCUUAAAUUCGAACUGCUCAUUUUACA
Symsagittifera roscoffensis is the source of this 2427-nucleotide messenger RNA. RefSeq names its product equilibrative nucleobase transporter 1-like. The transcript has 13 exons. NCBI's taxonomy places the organism in Eukaryota, Metazoa, Xenacoelomorpha, Acoela, Convolutidae. The coding region runs from base 433 to 2259 and encodes 608 amino acids. The record is from RefSeq and is a predicted model, not a curated record.